Messenger RNA from Linum trigynum, 15789 nucleotides. The record is from the annotation of a GenBank genome assembly. NCBI's taxonomy places the organism in Eukaryota, Viridiplantae, Streptophyta, Magnoliopsida, Malpighiales, Linaceae.
CCGACAAGACGCAUGGAGGAUCUUGGAUCAUGUGAGAAGGAAGGUGGCGUCGAACCGCAAGAGCGUGGGACGGAAGGGGCCAAGGAGGUGGAAGAGCAUGACGGAAGGGUGGCCUCGAGGGUCAAGGAGAGCACCCAGACGGAGGGCGCCCAACUCACAAAGGAGGAGUUGCUUCACAUCAUCGAAAGUCAAGAUCACGCCCUUGAAAUCUUGAAGAAAUAGGUAGAGGCGCUCAAGAAGGGAGGAGGCGACAUGCCCACGCCUGGGUCGAAGAGAAGGGAGCGAGAUGAAGAGGGUGAAGGGGCGUCAAGCCUCGCGAGGCGCAUGGAAGAACUAGGGCACUUGACCCGACACCUGGAAUCUUACUAUGAUGACUACUAUGGUUGGGCGCAAAGGCAUGUCGGGAGAGGUUGGGGAGUUCGGCAGCCUUUGGCCAUGAGCAUCCUUGCUGAGCAUCCAAGCUCAGUUAUACUCGCCCUGCCAAGCUAUGAUGGUACGACGGACCCGGAAGACCACCUGAACAAUUAUUUAACGAAGAUGCAGUUAUACAGCAGCACGGACGCCAUGAUGUGCCGUGCGUUCCCCUCCAUGUUCACAGGAGUAGUGUUAGAUUGGUACCAUCAGCUAGAGGAAGGGCGGAUCAAUUGUUCGAACACUUCGCUUCCCUGUUCCUGUCAAAAUUCGCGAGCUGGAAGCGUAGGACCCUCACCAUAAGCGCCUUGUUCAAGGUCCGCCAGAAGGAAAACAAACCACUAAGGGAGUUUUACGAGCGAUGGAUGUCGGUGGUCAUGGCGGUAAAGGAUGUCAAGCCCCCCGUCUUGGGAUGUUGCCUGGACGAAUGCACGAAUAAUGAAGAGCUGUGUCGGGCGCUUUUCAAGACGGAUGUGACGUCCACCGAAGACCUCAACAGAAGGGUACAGAAGGUCAUCAUGCUGGAGGAAACGCUUGCGGGCCGUCGAUUCGACAGGUGCAAGGGCAAAGCUGAGGAAGGCAAGGGUUACCGCGUGCCCGCGGCCAGCGUACCGACCGCGACCUCCAAUGUGUUCCAUGCGCGCAGGAUGGAGAACCCCACGCCCGUACCGAAGAGCGCAGGAAACUUCACAGAGCUCAAUGACACCCUGAAAAACGUGCUGCAAUAUGCGAAGGACAAAAGGUACCACCUGAGGUGGCCCGGUCCCAUGAGGGGGCGCCCAAACGAGCAAAACCUCGAUAGGUAUUGCGAAUUCCAUCGGGAGCGGGGACAUCACACCGCGGACUGCUAUCAGCUGAAAUCCAAGAUCCAGGGGUUGGUGGACAGAGAUAUGCUAAACGAAUUUGUAAAGAAAUGGGACGAGAGGGCGCAGCGAACGUUCAUGGCACAAGAAGCACAAGUGAAGGUGCCCAACGCAGAGCACGAGCCGGUGGACACUCGCCUGAAGGAGGAAGCCACCCAACCGCCGCCCCCGUUUAAUGUGGAACAAGAGGCCAAUCCAAACCGAGUGAGACUGACCAUUGAAGCCAUCACCGGCUCCAUAGACUUGAGGCAGAAGCUAGAGGAGCGGAGGCGACUGAAAUCGGCUACUGCAAGCGCAAGAGAAGCCAUUCAAAUACGCUUCAACGAUGUGCUCGAAGAGGCAUGCCGGACGCCUUCCACGGAGGAGCUGGAGAUCCGGGUUGUGGUAGUCGGAUGCGAAGUCAAGAGGAUGCUGGUUGACACGGGAAGUUCGAUGGACAUGUUGUUUUUGUCCACGUUUGAAAAAAUGCAAUUGGCGCCUAGCAUAGUGAAGCCGGCGGACACAGUGCUGAUUGGAUUCUCGGGGGCGCCGGCUCAGGUGCUCGGGCGAGUGCGCCUCCCGGUAACAUUGGGCGACGAGACGUAUCGUGUUACGCAUAUGGUGGACUUUGGUAUAGUCGACUGCCCCUCACCGUAUAGCGCGAUCUUAGGGCGCCCCUUGCUGGCCCUCUUCAACGGGGUGGCCUCGUCCUACCAUCAGACACUAAGUUUGUUACCUUUAGGGCAUUGGGAUAUCAAGAGGCGAGGCAUCCGCGGAGGCGCGACUCGCCAAAAGAAUCCGAAUGUACAAUAUCGAUGUGCGCCUUGAGGACUUGCCAAGGGCCGAGGCGACGGAUGAGGAAAUCCACGUGCCACUUGAUGAUCUGCGCCCCGACCGAUGCGUUCGCAUUUCGACACACACGGCGGAUGAAGAAUUGGGACCCCUGAUCCAUCUGUUGAAUGAAUUUGCAGACUUGUUCGCGUGGAGCGCGAAAGAGAUGCCCGGAGUGAGGGUAGAAAUUGCGGAGCAUCGCCUCGCCAUAGCAAAGGGCGUGCACCCCAUCCAGCAGAAGAGGCACCCAAUCUCAUUGGAGAAGGAGGAGACACUGAGAAAAGAGUUGGAUAAGUUGCGAGAGGCAGGGUUCGUGGAGGAGGCCAAGUACACAACUUGGCUGUCCAACGUCGUCUUAGUGCCUAAGGCGUUCGGGGAGUGGAGGAUGUGCAUGGAUUACACCAGCCUUAAUCGAGUUUGCCCCUCAGACGCCUACCCCAUGCCGAGGAUCGACCAGCUGGUGGAUGCAACUGCAUACCAUGAGGCGCUCAGCUUUCUAGAUAUGUUUUUGGGUUACCACCAGAUACCCAUGUGUGAAGAGGAUAGGGACAUGACAACAUUCAUGACCCCGUUCGGGAACUAUCGCUACAAAGUGAUGUCAUUCGGGUUGAAAAACGCGGGAGCCACGUACCAGCGCAUGGUGAACAAGAUAUUCCAACAUCAGAUCGGCAAAACGUGGAGGCUUACAUGGAUGACUUGGUAGUCAAGAGCAAGCGCAGGGGGGAUCAUUUGACGGACCUGCGUGCGACCUUCCAAGCUUUAAGAGCCCAUGCCAUGCGCCUCAACCCCCUGAAGUGCGUCUUCGGGGCGGAAGUUGAGAAAUUCUUGGGGUUUAUGAUCAUUAAGCGCGGCAUCGAGGCCAAACCCAAGCAAGUAGAUGCGAUCAGGCGCCUCCAACCCCCACGCACGCCUAACGAAGUACAAAGUCUGACGGGCGACUGACCGCGUUGGGGCGCUUCAUACUCCGCUCGGCGGACAAGGAUGCACCCUUCUUCCGUGUACUAAAGAAGGCCGAACGGUUCAAGUGGAUAGAGGAAUGUGAUGAGGCCUUUGAACAGUUAAAGACCCUGCUAACAGCGCCUACAGUGAUGACCGCCCCGAAGAAGGGAGAAGUGCUCUAUCUAUACAUCGCAGUUUCCAGGAUGGCCGUGAGCGCGGUACUUGUCUCCAAGGAAGGAGAGAAUGAGGAGGAGAGGCUGGUGUACUACGUGAGCAAAGUAAUGGCGGAAGCCGAGACGCGCUAUGCGCCCAUUGAGAAAGCAGGGCUCGCAGUUGUUACGGUGACAGAGAAGUUGCGUCCUUACUUCCAGGAGCAUCCGGUGACGAUCCUCACGAACCUUCUGUUAAGAAGCACGUUGGGGUCCAUGGAUGUGGCAGGGCCCAUGGCCAAGUGGGCAGUGCAACUGAGCGAGUAUAACAUAAGUUAUGCGCCCCGCCCUACGAUAAAGGCGCAGGUCUUGGCGGAGUUCGUAGCUGAAAGGGUGGUGUGCGCGGGAGUAGUAGCGGAAGAAGUUUGGCAAGUCUAUGUGGACGGCGCGGCCAGUAGGACGGGCGCUGGAGCAGGAGUGGUAGUAGUGAGCCCUCUGAGGGCAAUGCACGAGUUAGCCCUGUGCUUUUCAACCCUAAAAACCAACAAUGCAGCGGAGUACGAAGCAGUGAUCGCAGGGCUUCACACGGCCCGGGAACUCGGGGCACAGAAAAUCCAGUUCCGGUCGGACUCCGCCUUGGUGGUAAAUCAGCUGAACAGGGUGUACGAGGUCAAGGAGGAAGCUCUGAACGCCUACGUCACUAUGGUCAAGGCCAAGAGCGCAUGGUUUAAGAGAGUGGAAUUCCUCCAUGUUCCCAGUGAAGAAAAUACUCAUGCGGAUGCCCUCUCUAAACUUGCCACAGCAACCGACUUCGACGAGGAUAGGCAAGUCAUCGUCACCAAGGAACACACCGUGCGUGAGCCCAUUAUAGGGGCGAUCACCGAAGAUGCAAGGGAGAAGGAAGUUGGAUGGCUCCAAUCAGAGCGUACUUAGUGCAAGGGGUCCUCCCGGAAAACGACAGGGAGGCAUGGCAAGUGAGGCACAAAGCUGCGCGUUGCACGAUAAUCAACAGCCAGAUGUACAAGCGGUCACACUCGGGUGUCUUCCUAAGAUGCCUCACCAAGGUGGAAGGGAAACAGACGAUUGAGGAGGUCCAUCAAGGAGCGUGUGGCAUGCAUGCGGGGGCACGCAGCCUAGAGAAAAUCCUAUUGAGGCAGGGAUACUACUGGCCAACCAUCCGGGCAGAUGCGUCGGAGCAUGUUGCCACUUGGCACCAAUGUCAGAUACAUGCUAAUGAUAUUCACGUUCCUGCGGCACCUAUGCGGGGAAUGUGGUAUAGACUUAUUGGGACCAUUUCCCAAAGCGCCCGGACAGAUGAAGUACCUCAUAGUGGCAGUAGGCUAUUUCUCCAAGUGGAUCAAAGCUGAGCCCCUCGCAUCCAUCACGCAGGUGUAGGUGCGCCGGUUCACAAACAGGAACAUCUUUACCCGAUUUGGACUACCAGAAGCAAUAGUAACCGAUCAUGGAAAGCAAUUCGAUUGUAAGCAGUUUAUAGACUUUUGUGAUGAGAAUGGGGUGAUAUUGCACUUCUCAUCAAUGGCAUACCCCCAAGCGAAUGGACAGGUAGAAGCUGCCAACAAGAGCAUACUGCAUGGGCUACACACGAGGCUUCUAGAAGCAAAGGGCAGGUGGGUCGAGGAACUCCCGAGCGUGCUAUGGGCGCAUCGGACGACAUACAAAGUGGCAACGGGGGAGUCCCCAUUCGCGCUCACAUAUGGAAGCGAGGCGGUCAUCCAGGUGGAACUGCGCAUGCCCACUUUCAGGCUGGCAAACUAUGAGGCGCAGGCUCACGAGGGGGAGCGCAUACACGACCUGGACAUGUUCGAGGAACGGCGUGACGUUGCCUCCAUCCUCUUGGAAGCUAUGACGCGGCAAGUUGCCAGGUAUUACAACCAGAAGAUGCGCCCUCACCAGAUAAAGUGUGGGAGCCUGGUGUUGAAAAGGGACUUCAGGACUAAAGUCAGUGAUGGAAAGCUCGCGCCCAAGUGGAAGGGGCCUUAUCGUGUCCGCGAGGCGGUGGGGCCUGCCACGGUCAAGCUAGAACGCAUGGGAAGCAAGAUCAUCAAACGUACGUGGAAUGCGCAGAAUCUCCGAGUUUACCACGGCAAAGAGGACGAAGAGACGCUGCUGGAGUAGGUUUGCGCGUUAGGAGGAGGCAGACACGGAUGUUUUUGUGGGAGGUGUGUCGCAACCUUCUAUGGUGCGUGUUUUUGCGUAGGGGGGGUAGACAAGGACUUCAAGAAUGUAAAGCGCCCUAACUAUGUUGCGCCCAUACUCUUAUUUAAAUAGUAAUUCCAAAAGCGCCCUCCCAAUUGCGCCCUAUGUUUAUGGGUAAUAAUUCCGAAGGCUCCCUCCCAAUUGUAAACUACAUCCGCCCAAAAUAAAAUUUAUGGUUAUGAAAUUUAAGGCAAGUGUAAAGCGCCCAAACUACAUCCGCCCAAAAUAAAAAUUCAUCGAAACUCCACUGAUUUAACAGCCACCAAGCGAGUGUAAAGCGCCCUAACUACAUGCGCCCAAAAGAAAAUUCAUCGAAGGUCCAACAAUUUAACAACCACCCAGGCAGAGGUAAAACGCCCUAGUCCCAUGGCGCCCCAUGUUGGUGAAGUUUAAGUCAUAAAGCGCCCUAAUCACAGGCGCUUACGAGAAACUUGUUAGGAUAGCAAAGGUAUGAAGGCAAGUGCAAAGCGCCCUAACUACAUGCGCCAAAAAGAAAAUUCAUCGAAUGUUCAAUAAUUUAACGGCCACCAAGGCAGGUGUAAAACGCCCUCAUCAUCCGCCUCCACUUUCACAUCUUCCCCGCCUCCUCCAUCGAUGGGCGCAGCACCGUCCGCAAGCGAAGCACCACCGGCACCCACCUCCGCACCAUCUCCGACCGAGGCGGCAGCUCCCGAGGCGCCCGACUGAUUUUCCAUGGUGGACACAACAUACUCAAUAAGAGCAAUUGUGUCGAAUACCACAUCUGGAUAGUCGACGUGGAAUUUGGCCCUGAGCGCCUCCACGGUGUUGAUCACCAUGUUGGCUUGAAGAUCCUUGCCGGCGUCCGAGUCCGGAUAAUUGGCUAAGUCCUAGUUCAGCUGGUCCACGACAGUUUGUGACCUCUUCAGCUCAUGCUUGUAAUGCAUCUGGGACUUUUUGAGCUUCUUGUUGACCUCUACCAGGUCGUCAAUGGUCUGGUGGAGCACGCCCUUCUCCUCUAAUAGAGCGUCAAGCUCCCGCGUGAGUGGCAUUCCCAACCCGGAGCUCCUUCUUCACUCCCUCCCACUCGGCCCUAUCUGCCUCAGCCUGCGCCUUGACCUCCUCCUCCACCUCCGCGCGAAUCUUGAGGCGCUCGGCCGCCAACUUCUCUCCAAGUCGGACUUGGCGGAGUCCAGGUCUGCCCGCAUGCGCUCGCCAGAGAUUGAGGCGUUCGUGCCCUCUUGCACAAUCUUGGCGAUUUCUCGUGUGGUGGCCUCGCAGAGGAGCAUCAUCUGAGGCGCGUAAGCACACAGAACUCAUGUUGGUCAGCUUCAACCAGGGCUUAGCAGAGAUCAGGCCCUCCGGAUGCUCCACCACAUCGUAAUGCAACCUCGCCAUCUGUACAGACGCAGGGACUUCCUUGGCCGCCUUGACGAGAACGUCCACUGGCACCUUGACGAGAGAGAGCCUGGACUGAAAGUAGGGAGGAAUCACCUGGCCAGUGUGCUCCCCAAUCGUGGGCUCCACAAAGCUCGGCGGUAGACCGGCCCCGCUUGUAGUGGCAGUCUUGGAUUUCUUCUCCUGACCGCUCAAGGUACCACCCGCCCUCUUCCGAGACGCGGCGGAAGAAGGGGAAGUAGGAGUGCUCACCCCGAGAGUUUCCCGAGGCGUGGAGGUGGAGGAUGGAGUCGAGGCAGAUGAGGCGCGACGCUCUAAGUGCGGCCAGACAUGGUUGGCCGCCUCACCUGCUGAACCGGCUGAUAAAGGGGAGGCGCCGCGCUGAUGAGGCACCUGCGGUCGUUGUGCACUGACACCCUUUUGGGAUACACCCUCUUCGGCCGCGACGCCUAGUCGGUAGGGGCGGGGCGACCAGCAUUCACAUUCCGGAGAAGGUCGAGCUUCGACCUUAUCAGAUUGGUCACCGAGGUAAAAUCGGUCUCUGCAUCAUAGAAAAGAACAAAAGCGCAUGAGAGCAACAAACCACAACAUCAGUGAGACGCACAGGUAACAAAAAGGCUAGUACCAUCGCCAUAGAAUUCGGCGAGAACGCGAGCGUAUUCUUCUCCUAACUCGAGGUCAAUAGGCUGGGCGGAUAUGCACUUAGCCAUGACCUCCUCGGUCUGGCUAAGGGGCUCCACCUUGUUAAAGGCGAAGCGAUUCCCAGGGACCAUAGCGAGCUCACAGGGUGCCCGCUCUCAAAGAAGGGAACUUCGCGCGGUUUGACGAAGAAGAACGAGUCAAACCACAUCCGCCCCAUCUUCACGCAGCUGCUGAUGAAUCCGUACCCUAGCGUCGUGCGCCUUUGCAAACUCAAGCAGUUGGAACUCUUGGUCAUUUUGAAAAAGUGUUUAAUAAGUUUAAAGGUGGGGGAACGUGGUGUAUUUGGCACUGGUAGUGAAAAACAAUUGUGUAUAAGAUAACGGGGGGAGAGGCGAGCAAGGGGGCAGUGGCAGGAGGUCAUGACGCCUUCGAGGACAGGCUCAAUAGGGAAGCGCAGGCCGAACUAGAUGAACUCCUGGUACAGGCCCACCCAACCCUCGCCGCACAAGCCAAUCCGAGCCUCUGGAGGCGCAUGGAUGUACCGCCAAGGCGCGGGUAGUUGCGCACACGACGAGUUUUCCAGCCACGCCCCUAACUAUUUCGAGGCAUGAUGCGAGCCGACAUCUUCCACGGGCAUCCUCGAAGUGUUCUGGGGCGCAUAGCCAGGAGGCCACAUUGAGUCCCACGCCCGGAACAUGUAGUUCUGAAGCACAGAGGCGCCUGAGUCAAAGGAAGGGGCAAGGGGUAAGGCAAAGGGGUGGAAAAGGAGGCGCAGUGCUCACAAAAAAAAAGGUAGAGAGGUGUUUGGGGGCGCAUGAACCCUAUAUCCGCAUCGAGAGGAGGUUUUGAAUAAGACGGGAGAAGGCAACAUAACAACAAGAGACAAGGUGCACAGCGGUAGAGGGACUUACUGGGAGCGGCAGGGGCGUUUGUGGCCUGGCCUUCGGCAAACGCCUGUGAAUGUGAUCCAGAAGGCGCGGGAGAUGUGGGAGGCGCAUCCGCGGUAGGAGAAGGGGAUCCGCGGUUGGCGGCGAUCGAUUCAGUGGAAGGCACAGGAGAGUUGGACGGGAGAGGGAUUUGCCGAGAAGAAGUCAUAGCGAGCUUGGGGGCGCACGAAGCAGAGCGGUUCAAGAGCAGUUGAGAGGAUCAACGGCUAGAGAGAGGAAGUAGAGAGAAGAUGAUAGCGAGUUGUGAGGACUGUGAAGGAGGAAGGGGGGAUUUAUAAGGAGGGCCAGGCGAGAGGGAGAGAGAGGGGGGGAAGGCGAAGAGGCCUCACCAAUCCGCUCCUGAUUUCGAAAUUUGAAUUUUGAAUCAAAAGGGGAUUGGGGGGAGAGAGAUAGUGGGAAUCGCAGGAGGCACGGCGACACAAAAAGAAAGGAAGAAGUGGAACAGUCGCAAAAGGAAAAAAAAGGAAGGAAAAAUAUAUAUAUAAAUGUAUAAAUAGGAGGGAGAAAAGAAUAUAGAUAAUAAAAAGAAAAAGGAUAUAAGGGAGAAGCAAGAAGAAAAGCGUAUGUAGGACGAGUGCUCAGUGGUACGGGGAAAGAGGGCACGCAUGUCGACUCGCAUCGAGAGAGGCGCAUGAACCCGAGGGUGACAUCGAGAGCGGACGGAGCACCAGAGAGAGCGCAAGGCCCGUGCCUAGUGAAGAAAAGAGGGUCGCUUAAGCCCCAAUCAGGGAGGUGCACAAAGGCAGGCAGUGACACGGAGAGGAGGACGAAUGUAGUUAGGGCCCUAACUGUGGGUGUUAGGCGCUUAACUGGGGGGCAAUUGUUGGGGGAAUAAGUAUGGGCCAGAGAUCGACCCAAAAGGGAAGGCCCAAAGAAGAUUGUUAGAUGGGCACAGACUUGGGCCCAACUGGAGAAACCUAAAGAAGCCCAUGGGGGCAAGAACCUUGGGCUGAUAGGCGCGCGGAGAAGGGCCCAAACGGCCAGGGUGAUGCGUGAGACAGGUUGAUAUGAUCCUAAUCCAAAGAUAACCCUCGAACUCGGAUUAUAAGACCAAAGUACGCAGCUCCAACGAUCUUUUCUUGAUUUUCUUGAAAACGAUCUUUCUUGAUUUUCUUGAUUCCUUGAUUUUCUUGAUUUUCUUGAUUUUCUUGAUUUUCUUGAACUCGAAAAUACAGAUACUUGCGGAAUCGAUCAAACAAAUCCGAACUCGUGAGAAGGGCCAGAAGGUAUAUGAAACCUUCCAAACAAUCUCGAACCCGUGGAAGAGGCCAAUCGAUAUCGUCGAUGCUCGCCACAACUAGACGCGUUCUCUAGUUGAUAAGAGACCACUCAAACCUCCCGAAUCCUCAAAGGAGCGAAUAAGCAAAACGUUCACUUCAACUUGUAAACACUUGUAUUUGAUUGCUGAAACUUGAAUUUCCACCAAGCAAAUUGAGAGAACCAUGCCUCCAAAGUAUGUACCCUGAACAUGGAUUUUGACUUAGCCAAAUUCUGCCCUUCUUCUUCCCAACUUUGAUGGCUUCUUUGUCAAGUAAUUGUGACGUGAAUGGUUGGCAAUUUGGGAUCAUAUCACAGGUGGGACCGGACACCUGGCAAGAGGCGCAUGGGAAAAAAGACACCAACGGUCGGAAGUGUACGAAAAGCUGAUCGCAUGAUGUCUUGCGCCGCGAACCUCUGACUGGAGUGUCAAGUGGUCGAGGCGCAUGCGCAAGGGUUGUACGACGCAUUUAUGGCGGACCUGACACAGGGCGAGAGUGACAGAUACCGGUCGAUCUCGUCCCGGGUAUAAAUAGUGAAGUAGGUAAACCUAAUAUACUCAAUUUUGCUUCUCUUACUAGAACUGUUCUCUACUUCUCUCUCUAAAACGAAGGGUGAUCGCUUGGGCGUCGGAGUGCUAACGGACCUGUCCGGUCCACUAGGCGCUUGUGAGUGAAGGCAGGCGCGUGACAAGAGGCGUGUUGGAGGUCGGAGCGCGGAGCGGAAGGAAGAAGGCUUCCGGGCAUAAACAAUAUCCAAUGAAGUUGUCCCGCUAAGGUGGAAAUCGGUACGGUACUGGUAUCUCAAAUUAUCAAUACCCAAUAACGAAAUCUCAAAUACCAAACGGUGCCCUAAACUCAAUCUCAAUCUCUAAAACUUUAUUCGGUAUCAGUAUACAUCAAAUGCUAUAUUAAUUUCAACAUUACAAAUCAAAUAUACAAAUGCAAAUAUUAGCUCCACAAACCAUUCUCAAAAUAUAUAAAAAGAAACAAUGGUGUCACACUCAGUGUAAAACAAAUGGAAAAAAAUCUUAAGUAUAAUAACAACAAACUAAAACAGGGGACAACUAACCAACCCAUAAACAUAAUACAAAUAUAAUAAAAUGAGCUUAGUUUGAGUUGUUAAAUAGUGAGGUAAUUAGCUAUGUAUAAUUAAGUGACCAUAUUGGCGAUUGAGGGAGCCUAGUUGUGAGGGAUAAAAUACACAUUAACUUAUAUUUUAAUAUUAAUUGCUAUUUUGGUAUACACCGAUCUCAAUCCUGUAAUCUCUAAUACCAAUUAUUUUUGAAAUUCAAUCUCAAUUCCAUUCUCAUAAAAUAAUAGAUGAAAUCGAUAAUACCAAAUAUCGACAAAUUUGGUAUGGUACUCGUCAUAUCCCAAAUACCGUACCAAACUUCCAGCCCUAUAUCCAAUCACUCAUCAUGAUGAGAACAACUAAGAACUAUGGGGUCCUUUGGAAAAAAGGAUUUGAGCCAUUAAUUUAUAGUAUCCGUAGAUUUAUUAAAAACUCAUGUUUUUUUGGUAAUUUUUUCUCGUGGAUUCUAACUUUGAAGAUUUCAAAUCUCUGAUAAUUAUAGAGAUUUUGUAUCUUGAUUUGAGAGAUAAUUCUUUUCCAAAUAUAUCCUUUUUUUUAUUCCACCGGUUACAUCUUCUAUAUAUAUCUUCUAAUUUUGGACUUCCCUCCACUCCUCAAAACAGCGGUAAACAGAAGCAGCAUCGUUCAACUUCCCUCCUGCAAAAUCUAUACACUCGUUGCUGCCUAUUCUGCAGUGAAACUAAAAGAAAGCAAGCUAUAAAAGCUGACAUGGUAAUGUGAAGGAUGUUACACUUACAGAUCUUUAUUAUCAGCUCCCAACAGAAGAUGAUCAAUUGACCUUUCUCCUUGAACUCACUGAUUGAAUUGUGGCCUAUAUUAUGACUCGGGUGUGCUGUUUCAGUUGACUAUGUUGCUAUGAGUGGGAUGAACCAUUAGUUUCCUUCUUUUAUUUUUAUAAUCCACAGACAAAAGGACUACAGCUUGUUGAGAAGUAGUAUUUCCCAUUUUAUGAAGCUUGCAACAAUGGUUUCCCCCUACUGCAAUUUUUUAUAUUAUGUCAUUUUUUGUUAUUGGAUGUUAGGGUAAUUAGGCACAUGUUUCAUUUGAAAAGACAAUAGUUGGCUAGGAUAAACGUAUUGAGAAAAAAAAAAUUGUGAAUAUUUUUUUCCCCAUUUGUUGGUUAAGGAUAAAUAUGUAAUUUUGUGCAAAAUUAGAAUUCUUAUUUUUCAUUAAAUGUUCCAAAUCUCAAUUACCAAACAAUGAAAAUUUUGAAAUAUUUUUUUAAAAAUUCGUAGAGUUAGAAACUUCGGAUUGUUUAGAAUCUAUGGAUUUAGACUCCAAUUCUCCAAACGACCCCUAAUAGGCAAACAAGGAUUAGAUGCGCCCUUCUACCAUAUCCGUACAAAACAAUAGCGCAUUUAUACAGGAUGAUAAAGGGGCUCCUCUCAAAUUAAAUUUUAUAUUUGAUGAUUAUAAAAAUGACUAGAAAAAUGAAGGUAAUUUUGAAAUACCCCUGCUCAAGCUUAACGACAAUGCUGGUGAUGCAGAUAACGUUCAUGCCAUCGCAGCCUCGUAGACAACAAUAGUAACAAUAAAGAGAGACAAAUAUGACGAUGAUAAAUUUGACUCCUGUCACCAUAUUAAGAGACAGGGUGUCUCACCGUAUAUUGAAAGAGACAGAAACUAUGACGACGACGGUCACAAAUAUGAAAUAACUAGAUAUAUCGACCGAUUAAUGUCUAUAAUUUCCUCUUUAAAAUUUCAAACUAUAGAUCUAGAUCUCCAUAUCCAUCCUUGAAUGAAGGUGUUUUCUCAUCCUCCUCAAAGUUGCUAACGAAGAAGAAUAAUUCAUCUGAGUAGCUAUGGAGUUGUCCUUUUAAGAGCAGUGACUAUAUAUGUCCACCUUGGGCUCCCUUCACCUACUUCAUUAACCAUUUUGCCAGUACCUGAUCUGGAAAUUAUUGAAUCUUCCAACAUCAUUAACGCCUCCCCAUCUACCAGUUAUCUCACAAAGGCUAAAUACCUUGAAGGCCUAAAUACCAUCUUGUGGGAGAAACAAGGACAAUGAUAUUAACCCAAUAUUUGUUAAACAAUUAAUUUCAAGAACAUAGGUGUUCUCUUUGGUGAAAGCUUUGAGCCUCAAAAAAUGGUUUGGUUUGGAUGGUAGGAAGAGAAUGUGAGAAGUGUUGAAAAAUGGUCAUGGAAAAUAGUCAUUGGCCUAUUCUAUCCGUUGUGACAAAAAUAAUAAAAACAAACAAAAAAUAACAAGAAAAAAGAAGAAGACAUAUACGCGACCACUGCCCCUUCUCGCGUGUGCGGCUUAGCGCCUGGCGGUGUGUCCCUCCCCUCUCUCCUUUUAGCGGCUACACGAGGGUCUCCCCCCCCCCCCCCCCUCUCCACACUUUCGCGUCCACAUUGUGAGUCUUUUCCCCUUCUUUUCCUCUCACAUGGGUAGUUUAAUAAACACCGCAAGACCCAUCUCUGUUUCUCCUGUUCUCCAUUUUUAGGGAUGAAAAUUAGAACCGUAUCGAUAUAUUUUAAAAAAAAUUCGGUGCAAUAGCAAUAUAAAUCGAAUUAGAUUCUUUCAUAGUUAACUAAUAAUCAAAUUCAAAAAAGUCCAAAAACGAAAUCACAUUCAUUUUUUCUUUAACGAUCAACCAUUAGUAGGCUGUCAACCUGUGGGGUCAACCCGCCGGUUGGCCCAAUUUGACUCUAACCCGAUGAGAAAAAUGGUCCCAUACACACCCGUCGGGUCGACCCGCUGCAAGGUAUCGGAUUGCAAGUUCAACGACGUCAUUUUUCCUUUGAUUUGUGAAAUGCGCCUUUUCGGUAUUUCUUUUCGCAUAACCCAAUCUUUGGAAUUCUAAGUUGAACAUUGAUGUUAUAUAAGUGUGUGAAUUUUCACUAUAUGUUGGAUUCAAAUACGACAUGCUAUUUUGGUGUAAUGUUAUAUGUUAUUUCUCAAAUGUUAGAUGUGAUUUUAUAUAAUUUAUAAAUGUAUGAACAAUAUAAUGACUUUUACCAUAUGUAUGAGCUAAACCGGUCAGGCCAUUAACCCUCAACCCACUUGCUUGACCGGGCCAACGGGCUAAACCGGAUUGACAAUCUUUCAUCACAUAAUUGGUUCCCAGUUCUCCAUUUCUUAGCUAUUAAAACAAUGUUAUUUACCGAGCAAAUUGUAAUUUUUACUUUAUAAAUCACAUAUAAUUUUUUAGUUGUUUUUUUAUUCCUUUGUGAAAUAUUUUUUAAAGAGUACUAAAUUUUCUUACAUUCAAGGGGUCGUUUGGAAGUUGCGAUUGUUAAAUAGAUAUAUUGCUGAGAAGACAUGUAUAAUGAUUUACAUGUAUUCUCGAGUUCGAGGCAUUGUAAAAUACAACGUUUGGUAUACGUGAUUGUGUAGUCAUACCAGUUAAAAGAUGUGAUAAAACAGAAUAUCAACUCAACUAUCUCAAUAAUCUCAGCUAAAAGCUGAAAUAUAACAAUAAUUCAUUUUGAGUAAUACUUUCUGUCACAUGAUAUUACAAAAACAAUCCAUGUAUUCUAUUUGCUAAAGAAACAAAAAUGAUUACAUUGUUGAAAGAUAAAAUCCCACCGCAGAACCGAACACUGCACACGCAAACUGCUUUUACUGCUCACACAGACCGAAAUGUACUGUUAUAACCCGGAAGCUGUCUAUGUGUGGGCUGGAGUUGGGUGAGGGCUCUUUGAAUUCUGACAGGAGUUUGGUGGGUUGGUUGAGAUGGAACUAAUCGUUGGCUGUGUUUGUCUGUUGGAUCGUUUGGGAUUCUGACGCGCGUUGGUCAUCAGAGCACUCAUUGUGACUGGAGCCUGCACAGGUGCGCGAAUCAAUGUGUCUUGGGGCUGGGUCGCUGGGAUUGGUUCCCAAGAUCGAUACAAGAGAGGCUUGGGGUUGCCAGAGGCAGAGAGAGCUGUCAGAUAUAGAGAGGCUUUGGGAUGUUAUGUUUUUCUCGUUGUUUAAGGCCAGGGAGAUUUUGCUUUUUCUUGAGCUUUGAUGGUACUUGACGUAAGGGAGAGCCUCGCAGGGGGGUGGGGGUUCCAUCAGUGGGAUGCAUCUCUGCACAGUGUACUUUGCUUUUGGUUUUCUCCAUGGUACUUGAGUGGGAAGCAGAUAUAUUUUUGUGUUUUACUUGGUGGGUUAGAGACCACGUAGGCCUUCAAUUUUGCCCCACUCAUUUUACAUUUUACCUAACCCGCGCAAUUCUCUAUGCCUGCUUUUUUUGCUUGGUUUCCAUCGCCAGAGAAGUAACGUGAUGGUUGGAGUGUUUUUGGUCGCCUCUCUUCCUCUUUUGCUCUCAUACCACUCUCUCUUAAUCUUUCCUCCUCACACAUCUUUCGCUGCAUACCUUUCUCUAAUCUUCUUUGUUGAUUCUACUCUUCUGGUCAUUUUUUAGUUGUUGCAGGGUGAAAGCGAUCAUUGCCGGGUUUGAGAGGUCCAGGCAGGUUUCGGCGGAAAACUAAAUCGACCGGUCUGCUUGAUAUCGUAUGAUUCUUUUCCAUAUGCCUCUCUCUGUUAGUUUCAUUCAGUGGUAGUUUACGAGUUGAUGUUGGUAGCUAUUUGAGUUGAUUGCUCUCUCCCUCUACUGAUUUAUCUCACUCUGUUUAUUGAAUGGGUUUGUUCCGUCUCAUUUUGACUCGGAAGGUAGCAGUUGAUCUAUUUUCUAACAACAUUUGUUGCGUUCGCUGAUAGGAUUUUGGUGGGUUGAGGUGAUCGUCAAAUCCGUCCCGUGUGGGUUUCGGAGGUCUUGAUGAGUUUUGGUUAAGUUUGGGAGAUUUCGAUCAUCCGAUAUUAUUGCUGAGCCCCUGCUGAGAUAUGCUCCUUGAUCUUCUUACAGUUCUGUUGCACUUUGUUUUUUAUUUCCUUCUGUUUGUUGUUAGCUUCCUCUAAUUUAUGGCUUUGCUUAUUGGUUAUUGCAGUUGGUCUUUGCUCGACAAUGAACAAUCAUAUCUGGACAAGGAAUAUUUGUUGCUACCGUGUUGGCUCUUUGGUGGUCAUAAAUAUCGUCUCUGUUGUCCUCUCUUGUGAUUUUGUCUGCAUUUUUGUGGGAUUUGCACACGUCUGUGGUUGCUGAAGGUUCCAGUCUAUGUAAUGUUGCCGUUACGUUAUGUAAAUGGGAACUAAAUGUAUAAAUGCUUAGUAAACUU